CAGUCCCUGUGAUUCUGCUGACCUUGGUUCCCUGCUCAAUGCUGCUGGAGAUCAGUUGGCAGCCACAACCAAGGCAAGCAGAGGUUCAUAGACCUGUCCUGAAUUGGGGCUCUCCUGCUGCUUAUGUUCAGAGAGGGUAGCAAGGGCUAGCUAAGAUGGUACAGGGUCCCAAUGAGCCCUGGGCUGGACUGAUUGGCCUGAGCUGUCACAGUGGACAAUGCCACUGUGAUGUCAGCCUACGCCCGCUAUGAAAUGGAGGCUCCUGAACCCUGGGUGUCAGUGGAGCUGCCAUCCAGACACAGAUCAUGUGGGUAUGAACUCAACUUCUUUGCCAGCCCUCCUGACUGCAAGUUCCUGUGCUCUGUCUGCUAUGGAGUUCUCAAGAGGCCAGUGAGCUUGCCAUGCAGCUACAUCUUCUGCAAAAAAUGCACCCUCCAGUGGCUAGCCAGACAAGAUAUCUGUCCAUGCUGCAGGAAAGAGGUGAAAAGAAAAAAGAUGGUCCAUGUGAAUAAACUCUGGAAAACCAUUGACCAUCCAGAAGUUAUGUGCAAGAAUGCUGAAGCUGGCUGCUCGGUGACAUGCCCCCUGGUCCACCGCAAGAAGCACCAAGACUCAAGCCCAUUUGAGCUGAUGGCCUGCCCCAAUGAAGGCUGCUCUGCUUGGGUGUUUCAUGGUGCCCUGGCUGAGCACCAGCAGCAUUGCCAGCAGGCUGGCCGGCAGCACUGCCCCCUGGGCUGUGGGGCCACCCUGGGUACAGCAGAGCUUGCUCAUUACCACUGUGACCUCAAGCUUCCAGAGGCCUGGAGUGAGCGACAGGAGCACAGCCAGAUGCUGCUGCAGGGACUGCAGGGGCGUGUACAUAGAGUGCACCAUGGGCAGCUGGCCCAGCUCAGCCACCUCCUGGAAAAUGAUGCCACGCAUGUAGCUGAUGUGCUCCCAGAAGGCAGCGUUGGGGCUGAGGUGUGGGGAGUGCAGGGCCAAGAUGCCUUGGAAAUAAAGGGGUAAAUAAAUGCGGAGCCUGACCCACCUUACCUCCUCUGUGCCACACUCUUUAGGCCUGUUGACCUCCCCAGGCAUUACUGCCUUCUCACAAACAUGCCAGAGCACUUUUUUUGUUUUGUUUUGAGAAAGGGUCUCGUUAUGUACCCCAGGUUCUUGAAUUUGCAUCGAUCCUUCUGCCUCAACCUCCAGAAUACUGGAAUUACAGGCAUGUCCUACCAGCUGGCUACCGUAGCGAACUUUGACCUUUUUCCCUUAUGUUUUUUAUUUAUUUAUUUUUUGGUACUGGGGAUUGAACUCAGGACCUUGUGCUUGCAAGGCAAGCAGUGGCACCAUUGAGCUAAAUCCCCAGCUCUUUUGUUUUGUUACUGGGAAUUGAACUGAGGACCUUGUGCUUGCCAGGCAUGCACAGUCCCCUGAGCUAAGUCCCCACCCCUUCCCUUGUGUUUUUAAGAUCUGUCCCCACUCCCACUCCCCACUGGGUCUUGGCACUGGCUAUUCCCCCUCCUGGAAAGCUCUUCCUCUUAACUCUCCACUUGCCUACUUUCUUCUUUUCCUUCAAUGUCUUUCCCUGUACAAGUCUCGUCUCCUCUCCCAGUCUCCUUCCUGCCCAUCUGUUUUACCAACAUUGUAGUAAGUGGUAGUAAAGGCUCAAAUCUUUGAAUUCAGAGUAAAAGCUGCCCUCACAGUGGCUCACAAAGAUUCUGCCUUCUUUCACCUGCCUUCAAGAGUUCCCCAAGAAGGAUUAAAAGGAUUAAUAACUAAUAAUUAAUACUUUGAAAUAGGAAAAGGUCCAAAGGGGUGGGGGUGGUGGGAGGAGAUGGG
Molecule: messenger RNA, 1824 nt
Organism: Heterocephalus glaber (naked mole-rat)
Lineage: Eukaryota; Metazoa; Chordata; Mammalia; Rodentia; Bathyergidae
Gene: Rnf151
Product: ring finger protein 151
Biological process (GO): regulation of canonical NF-kappaB signal transduction
Cellular component (GO): plasma membrane signaling receptor complex
Source: RefSeq, a predicted model, not a curated record